Cicer arietinum (chickpea) is the source of this 1166-nucleotide messenger RNA. RefSeq lists its product as uncharacterized. Gene Ontology annotation, cellular component: histone acetyltransferase complex. NCBI's taxonomy places the organism in Eukaryota, Viridiplantae, Streptophyta, Magnoliopsida, Fabales, Fabaceae. The record is from RefSeq and is a predicted model, not a curated record.
UUUGCAUUCCCUUUUUCUCUUUUUCAUCUUCUUGCACAUCCUAUUUCUCAAAUCUUAACAAAUUUCAUUUUUCACUUAUCGCAUAAAUUACCUAUUCGCAUAAUUUCAUUUUCUCUCCCACAUAUUCACGUUUUGCGCUUCUCAAUUACGUUGAUUUGCGCUUCUCAUUCCUCAAUUCUUUCUCAGCUUUUCAAGUCGACUUCAGUUUCAAUUUAUUGAGAUCUUCGAUAGUUGUUUCAUCUUCAAUCACCAAUACUUGCACCUCGUACAACACUUCAACUCCUCAGUUAUCAAUUAUCAUUACGAAGAAUGUGACUCAAACAAACAGAUAGAGGAACUUCGAUAAAAUUGGGGAUUUAGGGUUUUCUCUUCCGAGUCGUCAAAUAAAUCAUUCCCUGAAAAUGGAUUCCGAAGGGCAAAAAGGUACGGUGAACCCUUCAGCAAUGUUGGCUUCCUUGCUUAGUAGGAGAGCCAAGCUUCAUGAGGAGCUUCGAAAUAUUGAAAAGCAGGUUUAUGAUAUGGAGACAAGUUAUUUACAGGAUCCUGGACAGUGUGGCAAUGUGUUAAAGGGAUUUGAAGGGUUCUUAUCUUCGUCAAAGAACACUGCAUUCUUGAAGCGGUCUAGAAAGUUUCAGCCCGAAGAUAGGCUCUUUUCAUUAUCUUCAGUGACCUCACCAGCGGCAGAAGAGCUUGCGGCUGGUCGAGAUGACGGGAGAUCAGAUUUCGGUCCCGGUCGGUCCAAAGGUGGCGGAAUUUAUGCAAAUGGACAGGGUAAACCAAAGAAAGGAAGAGGUGCACCAAGAGACGCGAAGAGAGCAAGGGUUUCAAGUGAACAAGAUUUUGAUUAUGAAGAUGAUCCUGACCUGACUUUGUGAUUGAACAUUCUGAUGCAACUUUCUGUUAAACCUUGUGUUAUGUAAGAGCCUGGAAAAAUCUUGCUCUCUUAUCGAUUUCUCAUUCUAUGUAUAUAGUUGUGGAUUUUGUACUUCUUAGGUGAACAUUUAUUUUUUGCACAAAUUUUUGUUGGAAGCCUAAAUGAUUGUUUUAUUAGAUUUGUUACUGUAAACCUGUACAGAACUAACUUACUUUACCAACUGCUAGAAGUUGUUGUUUUCUACUGUUUGGGCGGCUUUUGAUGGGAAUCUAACUAAGAAAAAACCCUUUGG